AUGGAUAAACACCCGGACAAAAAGCGGAAUGAAAACUGGACAAAGGGGGAGGUGGAGGCGUUGUUGACUGGUUACAUCAAUAACCACAGCGAAAUAGAAAGUAGAUUUUCUAUUGAACUGACUGCCCAAGUUAAGGAGGCUUGUUGGCAGGAUAUUUUGGAGAGUGUUAACAGCCAGAGUUCCUGUACCAGAACCAUAAAUGAACUUAAAAAAAAAUGGUCCGACCUUAAAAUGGCUAUUAAAAAAAAGGAGAGAGAAUGUCGGCUGUUUGCCAGUAAGACUGGAGGAGGGCCACCUCCAGCUAAUCCAGACAGUUUGGAAGAAAAGGUUCUACAGUUGAUUGGAGAGAGUACAGUUGCUGGUAUUUCGGGUGUAGAUACCUUCAGGGAAAACUGUAAGUAA
This is a messenger RNA of Ruditapes philippinarum (Manila clam), 402 nucleotides long. Its product is annotated as nuclear apoptosis-inducing factor 1-like. NCBI's taxonomy places the organism in Eukaryota, Metazoa, Mollusca, Bivalvia, Venerida, Veneridae. Bases 1 to 402 code for a protein of 133 amino acids. Gene Ontology annotation, cellular component: nucleus. The record is from RefSeq and is a predicted model, not a curated record. The transcript is spliced from 3 exons.